Maudiozyma barnettii is the source of this 789-nucleotide messenger RNA. It is a transcript of the gene RRP42, whose product is annotated as exosome non-catalytic core subunit RRP42. The record is from RefSeq and is a predicted model, not a curated record. The transcript has a single exon. Gene Ontology annotation, biological process: U4 snRNA 3'-end processing; exonucleolytic trimming to generate mature 3'-end of 5.8S rRNA from tricistronic rRNA transcript (SSU-rRNA, 5.8S rRNA, LSU-rRNA); nuclear mRNA surveillance. The coding region runs from base 1 to 789 and encodes 262 amino acids. NCBI's taxonomy places the organism in Eukaryota, Fungi, Ascomycota, Saccharomycetes, Saccharomycetales, Saccharomycetaceae. Gene Ontology annotation, cellular component: cytoplasmic exosome (RNase complex); nuclear exosome (RNase complex).
AUGACUUUAUCCGUAGCAGAAAAAUCAUACCUAUACGACUCUUUAGCCUCUAUUCCAUCUAUCAGACCAGAUGGCAGACAACAACAUCAAUUUAGACCUAUCGAGAUAUACACAGAUUUUUUACCAAGUUCUAAUGGUUCUUCUAGAAUAAUAGCAAGUGAUGGUAGUGAAUGUAUUGUAAGUGUGAAAGCCAAGGUUGUUGAUCACACUAUAGAUGAUGACCUAUUACAAAUUGAGAUAGAAAUCUCAGGUGAAAGGGAUGAUUCUUUAAUAACUGAAAGUUGUACAUCUUUAUUUAACAAGUUAUUAAAAAAUAUUGACAUGAAAAAAUUACAAUUAACAAAAAAAUAUAGUUUUAAGUUAUUCAUUGAUGUAUUAGUUAUAUCUUCCAACUCAAACCCAGUGUCAUUAAUAUCAUUUGGUAUAUAUUCUUCGUUAAACUGUACAUUAUUACCUAAAUUGGUAUCAAAUUUUGAUGAUUUGGAAGUUGAAGAAUUGCCAAUGUUCCAUGAUUAUGAUCUAGUCAAAUUAGAAGUUGACUCACCGUUGGUAUUUGUAUUAGGAAUUGUCCAAAACAAUAUAUUUAUAGAUCCUGCAGCAAAUGAAAGUGAAGUCGCAAACAAUGGUCUUAUGAUUAGUUGGAUAAAUGGAAGAACUAUUGCUCCAAUGAGAACAUUCGCAUUGAAUGAUACUAACACAAAAGGGUUUUCCCCAAAACUGAUGCAAGAAGGUAUAAAAUUAGUUGAAAAAUAUGCCCCUGAUAUAGCGAACGCAUUACAAAAUAUAUAA